AUGGGUCGCUGUCAGGAGCUCAGUGAAUUCAAGUGUGGUCCCGUGAUAGGUUGUCACCUGUGCAAUAAGUCCAUCCGUGAAAUUUCCUUGCUAUUAAAUAUUCCACGGUCAACUGUUAGUGGUAUUAUAACAAAGUGGAAACAACAGCAACUCAGCCACGAAGUGGUAGGUCACGUAAAAUGACAGAGCGGGGUCAGCGCAUGUUUAAAAGUACAGUGCGCAGAAGACACCAAAUGUCAACAGCUAAAGACCUCCAAACUUGGCAUCAGCAUACCAAGACAUUUUGGACAAUUCCAUGCUCCCAACUUUGUGGGAACAGUUUGGGGAUGGCCCCUUC
Molecule: messenger RNA, 337 nt
Organism: Staurois parvus
Lineage: Eukaryota; Metazoa; Chordata; Amphibia; Anura; Ranidae
Source: the annotation of a GenBank genome assembly